UUGGAAUUGAAGGGAAAGGAAGGAAGAGCAGAGAUCCUGGCAGCUUGCUUAGAAAGGAGGGUGGAUGUUUGCAAACUGAGAAGGCCGCAGGAACACAGUGACCAUAGAGUCACUGUAAGGACACUGGUAAGAUGUCAUGGCGUCCGACCUACCGAAGCUCCAAGUUUCGAAAUGUCUAUGGAAAAGUAGCCAACCGGGAGCACUGCUUCGACGGUGUCCCCAUCACCAAGAACGUCCAUGACAACCACUUUUGUGCCGUCAACUCCAAGUUCCUUGCAGUCGUCACCGAGAGUGCCGGCGGGGGCUCUUUCAUUGUUAUACCUGUAUCCCAGUCUGGCCGUCUGGACUCUCAUUACCCCAAAGUGUGCGGCCACCAAGGCAAUGUCCUGGAUAUCAAGUGGAAUCCCUUCUUUGAAAACAUCAUCGCAUCCUGCUCUGAAGACACCUCGGUGCGAGUAUGGGAGAUCCCAGAGGGUGGUCUGAGGCGCAAUAUGAUGGAGGCAGUGCUGGAGCUGUACGGUCACAGCAGAAGGGUGGGUCUGAUCGAGUGGCAUCCCACCAGCAGCGGCAUCCUCUUCAGUGCUGGCUAUGACUAUAAGAUCCUGAUCUGGAACUUGGAGAUCGGAGAACCGGUGAAAAUGAUCGACUGCCACACUGACGUCAUCCUCAGCAUGUCCUUCAACACAGACGGCAGCCUGCUGGCCACCAGCUGCAAAGACAAGAAGCUGCGAGUCAUUGAGCCACGCUCUGGGAGAGUCCUUCAGCAAGCCAGUUGUAAGAACCACCGUGUAAACCGAGUGGUGUUCCUGGGCAACAUGAAGCGGCUGCUCACCACAGGGGUUUCUCGCUGGAACACCCGGCAGAUCGCUCUCUGGGAUCAGGAGGAUUUGUUGAUGCCAAUUGUGGAAGAGGACAUCGACGGCCUCUCAGGACUGUUGUUUCCCUUCUACGAUGCUGACACACACAUGUUGUACCUGGCAGGAAAGGGGGACGGCAACAUCCGUUACUUUGAGAUCACCACAGAGAAGCCGUACAUCCAAUACCUAAUGGAGUUCCGGUCCCCGGCCCCACAGAAAGGACUGGGUGUGAUGCCAAAGCAUGGGUUGGACGUGGCAGCCUGCGAGGUGUACCGCUUCUACAAGCUAGUCACCCUGAAGGGUUUGAUUGAGCCCAUUUCAAUGAUUGUGCCAAGGAGGUCAGACACAUACCAGGAGGACAUCUACCCCAUGACAGCAGGAACAGAACCCGCGCUGUCGGCCAGCGAAUGGCUGAGCGGCAUUGAUAGAGACCCAGUCUUGAUGUCCCUGAAGGACGGUUACCACCGGCCAAACCAGUUAGUGUUCAAGGCCCCUGUGAAGGAAAAGAAGAGUGUGGUGGUGAAUGGGAUCGACUUGCUGGAGAACGUACCACCCAGGACAGAGAACGAGCUCCUGCGGAUGUUCUUCCGGCAACAGGAUGAGCUCCGGCGGCUGAAGGAAGAGCUGACCACCAAGGAUGUGCGAAUACGCCAACUGGAGCUGGAGCUCAACAACCUGAAGAACGUUAGCCCCAACAACGUCUGACCUCUUAGCCUCCUGGACUGGCAAAGCUGCUUCCUUUGCCCCCCCCAGUUCUGACCUCCAACGAGCUUCUGAGCCCUCCCACUCUGCUUUUUUGAUAUAUCCCAUUAUAUAAUAAGUUCAUUCCUGCCGCCCCGCAUAGUGCACACAAUAAUAUGAUAACUGUUGGAUAAUGUCUUAGCUGGUGCAAUUACUGGAAUAUUGUAAAAAUGACGAUAAUGAGUAAAGUAAUAGAGGCAAGGCAGUGUUCAUGGAUCGCCACCUUAGGGAAAGUUUGAGAUCCAGUCAAUUUUGGUAUUAUCUGUUUUUACAAAUUAAUAUUCUUGAUCUACUCCGAAGCAUUAUGAUUAAUUAGUGCAUAUUUUUUCGGCCAGACCGCCUAGGCGUUCCUCCAGGCAAAACUGGAGGAUGUAAAGACUGUCACUGGCUCCUGUUUUUCUUCCCCAAGACCUUAGACCCUGCCGCAGACACAGUUUGCAGCGAGCUGCAACAUCAUCUCAAAAUGGCUGACGUGAAGUAGUUUUGCACCUAAGAGACGAGAAGAGCGUUCAGAGACGUGGAUCAUGUUUUUCCACAGAGCUGCUUAUCCCAUUACUUCUUUUCUCACAUACAAAUGUUGGCUGUAAAUUUCCUUCACAACAGUUCCACAUAGCUACGCAAAAGCAGUCUUUUCCCAAGGAUAGUGGAUAGUUCAUUCACUUAAAGUAUUUUUUAUUCUUUAUUUAAAUAGUGGGAAAGCAGCUGGGGAGACAUGGAUCCAGAGGUGGUGGACUCGCUUAACCACUCAGAAAUAGUCUCAAGGGAAGCUUUGCAGGCUGAUAUUGGUUUUUAGGGCUAAUUUUGAGGGCGAUAAUGUAUAUUUGCUUCUAUUUAUUUGUCACAUUUUACCUUUUUAGCUAAUAACUUGUAUAUUUGUUAAUCCCAUUGUUUUUUGUAUGAUGCGGCUGCGCAAGUACUGAUUGUGAUGCUUGGUAGAUUUUGCUGAAUGUUUCCGGUUGCAAUUGUGCAAGAUUCGUGUGAAACUGUACCUUGGUAAAUGGUAUUAGUUUGACUCCAACAACAUGACAUGAGACGAGGUGUGAGAAUAUAUUCCUGCCUAUUCCUAACAGUACAGAAAACUGUAAUAAUAACCAUCCUUUUACAUUUAAUCUAAGUAUACUGAGACGUGUUUACCGUAGAUGUGUAAUUCUGCUCUAGAGACUCAAGGUUGCCUCUUCUUCUUCUCUCCUUCUUCACUUGCACCAUCAACAGACUUAGGCUAGAUUGCAUUUAAAUGCCUAUGUUUUACCAUCAAACAGUUUUUUUUUUUCCUUGCUGCCUGAAAUUUAAGAGAAGUGGAGACUGAAUUAACAUUUGAUUGGCUCUAUUGUGCCAGCCAGGUUCAAGCAGUUACCAAAAAGAUUCUGCUAAACAUGCCGUGUGUCUUUCAAUCCAAGCCCAGUCGGAUUCAGCCUGGAGUUAUUAUUGAUUCUGUAUUUUAUGGACCAGGAAAAGGAAAAAGAUGAAUCCACAUCAGGCACAACAAGAACGGAAUUUGUACCUUGAGAAAGUAAAAAGUAAGUUAGUUAAGGACUGAAGGUCACGUCUUUCCUGAUCACAUCACAGUGGAUGUAUAAAGGGUCCAAAGCUUUAUAGCUUCAGCUAAAACAAUCAGAAAAAAACAUAUGAACCCUUUAAAUGUAGACUUGAACCACUGACACAUUAAUGGUAAAUGAAUGUUUCUUCCAAGAUAAAUAAAAAGGCUACAGGGAAAGUAGACAUUGGGAAAGUGAUCUACCAGAGACGGAUGACCUUCAGUGAAAGACAGGACAGCUGUCAGGACCUCUCAUGUAGUUGUACUGAGGAUUAAAAUCUGACUGCUCAUUUUUGGGAAGGUAGGAUCACAAGGCAGAAAGGUUUUCAUGCAUUUAAAAUGACUGAAACUCACUCUGUACAACUGUUGAAUGGCUUUUUGGAUUUGACGAACUAGUGUUGCCAUGGAUCUGGUGAACUUUUUGGGAAACAGGCAAAUCCCAGCUUAUAUUAGUUGGGUUUGUUCUUUGUUAGUACUGGAGGUCUACAUCUCAUGUGGAGCUCCAGUAUCACAUCAGUCUACUGAAAAAAUGUAUCCUGGAUUGGUUUUCCAUGUGGAGAUA
This is a messenger RNA of Toxotes jaculatrix (banded archerfish), 3694 nucleotides long. RefSeq names its product coronin, actin binding protein, 2Ba (gene coro2ba). Gene Ontology annotation, molecular function: actin filament binding. The record is from RefSeq and is a predicted model, not a curated record. The transcript is spliced from 12 exons. NCBI's taxonomy places the organism in Eukaryota, Metazoa, Chordata, Actinopteri, Toxotidae. Gene Ontology annotation, biological process: actin filament organization. Bases 132 to 1562 code for a protein of 476 amino acids.